This is a messenger RNA of Puccinia triticina, 1338 nucleotides long. RefSeq lists its product as uncharacterized. Lineage: Eukaryota; Fungi; Basidiomycota; Pucciniomycetes; Pucciniales; Pucciniaceae. Gene Ontology annotation, molecular function: FAD binding. The record is from RefSeq and is a predicted model, not a curated record. Bases 1 to 1338 code for a protein of 445 amino acids. The transcript has a single exon.
AUGGCCAGAACAAACUCGUUCAGUGACAGUCAAACAACACCUUCCACUGGAUCUUCAGCCCAGAUUCGGAAAGUUUUAAUUUCUGGUGCCGGGGUCAGUGGGCCAGUGAUAGCUUUCUGGUUGGCCAAGGCCGGAAUCCAAGUGACCGUUCUCGAGCGCUCGGAAAAUGUUCGCCAGGGAGGACACCUAAUCAGUCUCGCGGAACCAGGAGUCGAAGUACUGGAACUCAUGGGACUUCUUGAGCCAGCUCAAGAGCGCAUGACCAACCAAGUCGGUAUCAAAUUUUUCAACAAUAGCAAUCAACUCCGCGCAAAGUUCCCUCUAGGUCAACACGGGUUCAACUUUACCAGCCAGGUUGAAAUCAUUCGUGCCCAACUAGCCGAACUCCUCUAUGACGCCUCCUUAUCCGACAACGUUGAAUACAUAUUUGGAGAUGCGAUUGACACUAUCGAUGAAUCUGAAGAUUCAAUCCGAGUCACUUUACAGAACGAUAAAUCAAGAAUCAUGGAGUACGACAUCCUCAUCGUAGCUGAAGGCACAUACUCAAAAACCCGCUCAAAAGUGUUCAAAGAGGAAAUAGGGGCCCCUCUGAAGCUCUCUGACGAAUGGCUAGGCCUUUUCUCCUACGAGGCUAAAACUGAUGAGCCUAUGGAUCCAUGGGGUCACUGGUACCACAUUCCAAAUUGUCCCUCAGUGGUUAUCCGUCCAGAUGGGCAUGGUAAAAUGAGGGUGAUGGUUCUUGGCAUGUGGUCUGGAGAGAUGACAGAAACGCUGACCACUUCCCAAAUCUCAGAAGAGACCAAGAAGGAAUACCUAAUCAAUUUGUACCAGGGAACGGGAUGGCAAUCGGAAAAGAUCAUCGAGGCAAUCAAGGCCGCAGAUGACUUAUAUUUCCAACGAAUGGUCCAAACAAAAUGUAAAACUUGGUCGAAAGGAAGAGUGGUCUUGGUCGGCGAUUCCGGCUAUUGUCCAUCCGCUCUGACCGGGAUGGGCACGACAGUUGGACUCGUGGGCGCAUACGUUCUGGCAGGUAAGAUUGUGGAGCACCGAACCGAUCACAAGGCCGCCUUCAGAGCUUAUGAAGAACUGCUGAGGGGCCCAAUGGAUGCAGUCCACAUCUUACCUCCCGGCUACCCGUGGAUCGGAUGUCCAGAGAGCUCCACGGGAAUCUUCCUUCUCCAUUUAUUCCUCCAAGUGACCGGGUAUAUUCAAUCUAGUAGACCGUUCAAUUUUUUCUGUUGGUUAAGAGACAAGCUCACAACACCCGGCUCUCUCGAACUCCCCGACCCUGAAAUCUUUGUCGACACUCCAACAUCCACCGUUAGCCCAACCAACUGA